AUUAAUCAAAUCGGGUAUUAGUGAUGAUAUAGUAAAAGCCCGAUCCAUGAGUCGGGUGCUAACAGUCCCUAAUGGACCCAAUGUUGAAUCGUAUACCGGAUUUAUAACAGUCAACGACCGAUACAAUAGUAAUAUGUUUUUCUGGUUUAUACCAUGUUUUAAAAAUCCCGAAACUGCACCGGUAUUAGUCUAUCUAGAGGGUGGUCCGGGAAUGUCAUCGCUAGUAUCACUAUUUAUGUGGGGCACAUUCAACAUAGACUAUAAAUUAAAUGUAACAAUAAACCCGUGGUCAUGGAAUCGUCAAUUAUUUUCCAUUAUAUAUGUGGAUAAUCCCGUCGGAACAGGAUUUAGUUAUACCAAUGAUAAUACCAAUAAUGGCUAUUCCAGAGACCAGUUGACUAUUUCACAGAAUUUAUAUGAAUUUCUCAGACAAUUUUUCCUGGUUUUUCAUGACUACCGUAAACGGGAUUUAUAUGUAGGCGGUGUAUCAUAUGCUGGGAAAUAUGUGCCCGCAUUUGGCCACUACUUAAUACAAAUGUCAAACAUAUCUAAUCUGAAUUUCAAGGGUAUACUCGUUGGCAAUGGUUUUACUGAUCCAAUCAAUCAGUUAGCCUAUGAUAAGACACUAUUGAAUUUGGGUUUAAUUGAUGAAAAUCAAGCCAUUGAAGUCCAGACAAAACAAAAUCAAAUCAAACAAUUGAUAAAAUCUAUGGACUAUUUGAAAGCAUCAAAAUUAUUCAUACAAUUAAUACUAGCAAAUCAACCAAACAAUUACCUAAUGAAUAUAACAGGUUUUCCAUUGUUUUAUAAUAUUCAACAAUCGGAUAAUGUUUUGAAUAGACUAUAUUUAGUUGAAAAUUAUUUCAAACAACAAUCGGUUAGGAAAGCCAUACACGUUGGCAGUGAUGAUGAUAUGAUUGUCUAUAAUAUGUACAGUCUAUUAGUUCAUCAGUAUAUGAGUGAUGAUUUUACCCGAUCGGCUGAACCUAAUUUGACGGCAAUCAUAGACAAUGGUUAUAAAGUAUUGCUAUUUACCGGUAAUUUGGAUAUUGUUGUUGGCAUCGAAUCUACCAAUGGAUUGCUAUUAAAUAAAAAUUGGAAAUAUUAUUUAGAUUAUAAUAGAGCCAAACGUGACAUUUGGAAAGUCAAUAGAAACGACCCGGAAAUAGCCGGUUAUGCAAAAAGUUUCGGUAAUUUUCAGCAUAUUAUUGUACGUAAUGCCGGCCAUUUUGCAAUGUUAGACCAGCCCAGGGCUACACUAGAUAUGGCCAAACGGUUCAUCAAAUCGCUAACAUUUGAUUAA
Molecule: messenger RNA, 1303 nt
Organism: Oppia nitens
Lineage: Eukaryota; Metazoa; Arthropoda; Arachnida; Sarcoptiformes; Oppiidae
Product: probable serine carboxypeptidase CPVL
Exons: 4
Coding region: 47-1303 (418 amino acids)
Biological process (GO): proteolysis
Molecular function (GO): serine-type carboxypeptidase activity
Source: RefSeq, a predicted model, not a curated record